Molecule: messenger RNA, 1419 nt
Organism: Hordeum vulgare subsp. vulgare (domesticated barley)
Lineage: Eukaryota; Viridiplantae; Streptophyta; Magnoliopsida; Poales; Poaceae
Product: proteasome subunit beta type-6-like
Exons: 8
Coding region: 96-830 (244 amino acids)
Cellular component (GO): proteasome core complex
Molecular function (GO): threonine-type endopeptidase activity
Source: RefSeq, a predicted model, not a curated record
GCAGGCAACAAUUGCCAGCGGCGGAACCCCCACACGCUCCACAUCUCGCUCGCUCGCUCACCGCCUGCUAGGGUUCGAGUCCGUCGAUCUCCGCCAUGGACGCCGCCUCGCUCAUGGGCCCCUCCUCUGCCGACGCGCCCACCGACGGGGAGCACCGGAUGGGCACAACCAUCGUCGGCGUCUGCUACGACGGCGGCGUCGUCCUCGCCGCCGACUCCAGGACCAGCACCGGAAUGUAUGUGGCGAACCGUGCUUCGGACAAGAUUAGUCAACUGACUGAUAAUGUCUACGUCUGCCGCUCUGGAUCUGCUGCUGACACACAAAUUAUUUCGGAUUAUGUACGUUAUUUUCUCCACCAGCACACAAUCCAGCUUGGGCAACCAGCUACCGUGAAAGUUGCAUCCAACUUAGUUAGGUUAUUGGCCUAUCAGAACAAGAGCAUGUUGCAAGCUGGAAUGAUAGUUGGUGGAUGGGACAAAUACGAGGGAGGCCAAAUUUACUCUGUCCCUCUUGGUGGAACGAUUCUGAGGCAACCAUUUGCAAUUGGAGGAUCUGGUUCCAGUUACCUGUAUGGAUUGAUGGAUCAUGAGUGGAAAGAGGGUAUGACCCAGGAAGAAGCUGAGAAGUUUGUGGUGAAGGUGGUUUCCCUUGCCAUUGCUCGUGAUGGUGCUAGUGGAGGGGUUGUUCGCACUGUUACUAUUAACGAGGAGGGUGUUAAGAGGAGCUUCCACCCUGGUGACAUACUGCCACUGUGGCAUGAAGAGAUGAAGCCCCAGAACUCGCUCCUUGACAUUCUCGCAGCUGGGAGCUCUGAUGCGAUGGUCCAGUGAAAUCCUAUUGUACCGAUGUCUUGUUCUAGAUUUGGGCCGAACGUUGCUUGGAAUAGAUUCUGCUGACACCAACUUGUUUUCCUCCUUGUUAUUACAACUUAAAAAAGUUCUGGUGUUCAUGCGUGCCUUGCGGUGCAACUUGACUAUGACAUAUGCUUGUGGCAACACACACGGCUACGUCUUGGUCGAGGAAAUGCAAUCCGGCAUUGCUUGCUGGAAAGAUGUACCUGCGAAAGCUAGAUGCUGAAACUUAUACUUCCUGGUGUAGUAGUGGAUAGUCUCCCUGGAAAGGAAAAUAAAUCUAGAACUGCGUAGAGCAAUAUGGCUUAGUUUACUUUAAAAUUUUGGGUGACCUCUUUAACAUGCCUGUAGAAGCGCUAACAUGAAAUGGACGAAUUAAACCCAGGUUUUUGACCACCCAGAUGAAGAUGCAAAGCAGGUUUCCUUUUUCUUUUUCUUGUUAAAACCGUCAGCACCCAGGUUUCGCCUCUGCCUGGCUAGUAGUGGAAACUAUGUCUGGUUUGUUCCUGCACUGGUUUCAGAUACAACGGUUGCCUGUGUGUAAUUCAAUUAUACUGAUGUUUCUGCA